Molecule: messenger RNA, 2549 nt
Organism: Chlamydomonas reinhardtii
Lineage: Eukaryota; Viridiplantae; Chlorophyta; Chlorophyceae; Chlamydomonadales; Chlamydomonadaceae
Exons: 10
Coding region: 684-2198 (504 amino acids)
Molecular function (GO): sulfotransferase activity
Source: RefSeq, a predicted model, not a curated record
GUACAUUCGGGCUCCCUUGUCUGCCUUGCCGCGCCCUGUUUUCGCCCCUGCUUGUCAUACUGUCGCCCGGCCAUUGCUUUGCUGCAUACUGUUGCAUUUUCUCUAUGUUGCAUUUGGUGCUCAUCCGUGGACGCUGGUCAUCUUCCUGCAGGUGCGGUGCGGCUCUGCAUCGCGAGCGAGUGUGGCGUUGUGGUGUGUCUGUGUGGUGCUAUCGCCUGGCCGGGCGCCCGGAGCGUGAGGAAUGCGCAUCAGCAAACUUCCAGCCAGCCAGCAACUUGUCGGUACAGUAACUCCGGCGUUCGACCAGCCAUGCACUCCUGCUCUGCCGCUGCAAACUGUUUGCUGUCUGCUUGGGGUACGGGCGUCAGCUGCACCCUAUGGGACCUCGCCAACCUGCCUGAACCCUGUCCCAUCACACACCCCGGCCACAAACACACAGGAGUUCCUGCGGAAGGUUGCCGCGGCGCACCGUGGCGAUGGCGCGGGCGAGGCGGGCCCCGCCCACUACUAUGUGGAGCGCGUGUAUGCGGACGCCUCGCUCGACCAGUCCUGCAGCUGCUGGCUUGCUGAUUUCCACCCUCAUCUGUCAACCCAUGUCGGUGCUCCAACCCCACCCCUUUUCCAAAAAAUUCAUUUGCUUCUCACUUACAGUAGUGCUCGUCAAGCUAGCAGUGAUGUAAGAAAUGCACAUCCUGGCCCUUUUAUCAGCAGCUUUGGCUGUCGUUGCUCAUGUAGUCGCACAAGAUUCCAUACUGCAAGGUAGCAUAGACUUCGCGACAAUCGGCCAACAAAAAUGCGGGACUAGCAGUUUGUGGAACUACUUGACGUUGAAUCCCUUCGUGCGGACGGCCGGCAAAUACAAGGAGUCGUUCCAGUUCCAACGGGACCUGCCGAACCAGGCGCGAUGUGACAGCAGCCUGGAGCGCUAUCUGGAGCGCUCGGCGGAGGCCCGGGCAGCUGCGGUUGCGGAGGGGCUGCCGGCCUCUACCGUUCGGGUCGGCGACUGGUCCGCCACGCAUCUCAGCUGCGCGUGCUGCCCCAUGCUGUUCCGCACCCUCAACCCAGACAUGCGUUUUGUUGUCAUGCUGCGUGACCCGGUGCAAAGGUCCGUGUCGCGCUUUUUGGAGCAGCAGCAAUUGCAGAGGGGACCGCAGCACGCUGAGGUAAAGGACACGACCUUUGCCGCAUACGUUUUCGCGGAAAUAAACCGCACGCAGCACUGUCUGAGUAACGCGGCGAGCUUCAGCCAACGCCAACGGCGAGUGGCGGCUGCUCGGCCCGCGCCACCGACUGCCGCCACUGCUGCUGCAAACAGCCAGGCAGGGCUAGAAGAGGCUGCACCUACUGAGUCAAGCCGGGGAGUUGUGCUGCAUGCCGGGAUGGCGACAGGCCCACCUACAUUGGGCGCUCCUCUUGCGCAGACCAGCAGCCAGCUGAUGACAGCGGGCAUGGAUAUCCAGUGGCAUCGCAGGAGCAACCACCAACGGAAUCAGCGGCGCCGGCAGCGAACGUUGCAGGCCAGCGGCAGCAUAGGCGCUAAGGGACCCCAGGCACACGCGAACAAGUUUGGGGGUGCGCAAGGCCUACGCCCGCGCGCACAGGUUACUGUAGAGACAGCAGUGACGUUGGCCCAUGGCGAUGGCAGGCGGCUACAUGGUGAUACAAACACAGUCAGCAGUAGCAGUAGCAGCAGUAGCAGCAGCAGCUCCCAACACGGCAUGGAGCAGUUCCUGGGCUGGGGUCCAGACAUGCCGCUGUCGGACAUGAUGCGGCGGCAGUGCUACCAGCGCUCCAGCAUUCUGGGCUGGAGCGUUUACGACGUGUUCCUGGAAAACUACUUCGCGUCCUUCCCGCCGCAGCAGCUGCUGGUGCAGUACACGGAGGACCUGGAGGCACAGCCGCUGGAGGUGCUGCAGCGCGUGGAGGCGCACAUAGGGGUGCCGCACCACGACUAUAACCAGACGCAGAUUGCCACCGUGUACAACGCCCGCGGCUGCUACAAAUGGCGCUGUGGGAAGACCGAGUCCGAUGUGCCAAAAAUGCAAGGCACGGCCCUGGGCACCAGUGAGGCAGAAUUUGAAGCCGCAGUCCAGAGGCUGGUGGCUUAUCUGCGCCCGCACAUGCACCGACUGUUUCGUUGGGCGGACGAGGGGCGCAUAUCCCAGGUGCCUCAGCCCUGGCGCCACCUGUACGCGUAGGGGCCUUGCAUCAGUACGUACUGGGUGGCCCCUGGACAAGGGUACCCCUGGGGUUGACGCUGUGGACGUUUAGCAGUACUGAGCAAGUGGUCGCGAACGUGAACUGAAGUAGGUCAUCAGAUACUGUGAUUAAUGCGACUGGAGCAAGACGGAGCAAGGGAGGAUGUUGCCAGGAUUUAAGGAUGGGCGGACCAGUUGUGGGCAAAGGCAAGCGCCGGAGCUAUCAACUCAAUCCAAGAUUACACCAUAAUGAUGCAGCAAUCGCCUGCCAUUGAACGUUGCCCAAACCGCCUGCGCGCUAAUGGACAGCUGGACUCCUGCCAUCGACGCACUGUUAUGCUCUCAUGCUCC